UCUUGCAUAGUCUCUUGUUCUACACUCCAGUCCGGCUGGUGGCGGUAAUGCGCCUCUAAGCCUGUUUGCCAACCGUCAAUAACCACUAAAGAAGAAGAAGGAGCAGCUAACAGAAAUAUCAUCAUGGCAGCGGAGAGCGAUGUGUUGUCUGAAAUCGAGGUGCUGCAGUCAAUCUACCUGGAUGAGCUGCUGGUCACCAGGAGGGAGGACAGAGACUGGGAGGUGAGCCUGGUCCUGUAUCCCUCCACAGCCGAGGACUCCGUCUCCCAGUUCGUCCGGCUCACGCUGACUUUGACCCUCGAUCAGCAGUAUCCUUCGUCUUCUCCGGCCAUCUCCAUUCACAACCCGCGAGGGCUUUCUGAUGACAAGCUCAGCAGUGUUCAGAAGUGUCUGCAGCUGGAGGCUCAGUCCUGUCUGGGUUCACCAGUGUUGUAUCAGCUCAUUGAGAAAGCAAAAGAAAUCCUGACUGAAAGUAAUAUUCCUCAUGGAAACUGUGUCAUUUGUCUCUACGGGUUUAAGGAGGGAGAGACGUUCACUAAGACCAGCUGCUACCACUACUUCCACUCCCACUGCCUCGGCCGCUACGUCCGCCACUCUGAGAGGGAGCUCCGCCAGAGGGAGAAGGAGUUAGAGGAGGACAAGACCAGAGAGAGAGACGAGCACCAGGAGCUGACCGUGGUGUGUCCGGUGUGUCGGGAACCUCUGAGCUAUGACGUAGAUCAGCUCCUGUGCUCUCCUGCUCCUCAGCUGCCCGAGCUGGAUGAAGCAGCCAUCGGUUCAGAUUUUCAACGUAAGUGGUUUGAACUUCAGAAGCUUUUGGAAAGACAGCGGCGUAAAGGUGGGAUCAUCGACCCGGAGGCGGAAUCCAAUCGUUUUCUGAUCCAUAUCAAUGAGACUCCGUCAGCUCCUGAAAACGGAAACUUGGUGGACGCAGACGUCUCUCCCGGCUCUCCGCUACCUUCCGCUUCUAACGUCUCCUCCGAUGAAACCGGCGUCCGAGCGGAGCCGUUCGUUCCCGGACCGUCACACUGCAGAGGCGGUCAGAGCCAGAGGCGUCAGAGCCAGGCGAGGGGGCAGAGGAGAGGGGGCAGAGGGUCCUCCAGACCGCAACACUGGAGGGCCGCCCCGAUCACAGAACACCUGGACAAACUCUCUCUGUCCUCAGACUGCUCUGACGGACCGAUGAGAGGCAAACCUCAGGGUGACUACGGCCAACAGACGCAAGGAGACGCAGAACCGUGUCAGAAUAAGACGGGGAAGGAAGUCUACGCGCAACAAGAGACGCAGCUUUCUCCAGACGAACAAAGUCUGGAAACCGAAUGCCUAAAAGAUGUCGCAGGCGGUCACGGUCAUCGCGGGAGGAGAAGGGGCCCUUAUCGAUCCGGCCCGCACACCGGGGCCCCCGGUGCACCCGCACGCUACCACUGGGACGGCCGAGCCUCCAGAAGCAGGGGAGGGGCCAAUAACCUGUGCGGCAGAGGAGGCGGGCCCCGCCGGGGUCACGGCAGGGGCUACCAACAGAGAGCGGUGGAGAGGGAGAGGGGGAGAGAGGAGGUGCUAUGACAAAGGGCGACAGGAGGGAACAAACGAACGUGUGCCUCCAUCAUCGGUUUGCGUAGAUUACAGCCCUGCAGCAGAAACGACCGCCACUCUAGUGUCUCCUGUACUCUCCCGCCGUUCUCCUGGUCUCUGAUAUGCACUUUCACGCACACUAAUCUCAGAUACAGAUGGUUGUUGUUUUUUGUUCUGAUGCAAUAUGACUUGAAAGAACUACAAAUUAAAAAUGUCUCUGGA
This is a messenger RNA of Thunnus maccoyii (southern bluefin tuna), 1794 nucleotides long. It is a transcript of the gene rnf25, whose product is annotated as ring finger protein 25. The transcript is spliced from 10 exons. Gene Ontology annotation, biological process: protein ubiquitination. Gene Ontology annotation, molecular function: ubiquitin protein ligase activity; protein binding. Bases 124 to 1563 code for a protein of 479 amino acids. NCBI's taxonomy places the organism in Eukaryota, Metazoa, Chordata, Actinopteri, Scombriformes, Scombridae. The record is from RefSeq and is a predicted model, not a curated record. Gene Ontology annotation, cellular component: nucleus.